UCCUCUCCCUGCCGGCCCCCUCCCUCUCCCUCUCCUCCCUCUCCUCCUCCUCCUCCUCUUCAGCGGUUAAAGAAGGAGGUAUUGGGGAUCUCCUCCUAGACAACAAACCCACAUUCAAAGAGGGGCUCACGAAUUACGUCACGCUGCGUGUGGAGGAUAAAACUGAGGUCGCGGGUUUCACUCACUCACUGCUGAAUCUGUGGAGGAGACACUGGGAGCAUCAUGCCGAGCCCGCGCGCACGGACUCCGAGGAGACAUCUGAGAGUUGCCACUCACUCUGAACUGAAGAAGAGUUUCCACUGAUGCUAAAUGGAACGAAUUCUUUUAUUUCAGUUUCGGAUUUUCAUCAUGGGAAAGUGAAUUGUUAAGGAUCAUCAAAGACGUACGUUUGGAUACCUCUCACGCGUAAUUACGCACAAGACAUUGGCCCCUUAGAAGCUCCGUGUGCGCACUGACCUCACCUCUGGACUUGGUGUCAUGGAUCAACCUCAGCAGUGUGUGGCCAUGUACUUACUCGUGCUCUCCCUCGGACUUCUGAUGGACAGGGGGAUUUGUCAGCACUACUACCUCCUGCGCCCCAUCCCGAGUGACAGCCUGCCGCUGGUGGAUUUAAAAGAAGACCCGGACCCGGUGUUUGACCCCAAGGAGCGGGAUCUUAACGAGACAGAACUGAAGAGCGUGCUCGGGGAGUUUGACAGCCGCUUUUUGUCCGUUUUGACCCCCGUGGAGGACAAAUUCACCGGGAACGAUGAGCUGGAGGACUUUGACAUCCAGAAACCCGGUGGAGUACUCCCGAAGGAGAUCCGAGCUGUGGAUUUCGAUGUCCAGUUCGGCAAGAAGCACAAGCCGAGUAAGAAACUGAAGCGGCGGCUGCAGCAGUGGCUGUGGGCGUACUCGUUCUGCCCGGUCGUGUACACGUGGACCGACCUGGGGAACAGGUUCUGGCCGCGGUUCGUACGCGUGGGCAGCUGCCUCAGCAAGAGGUCGUGUUCAGUGCCGGAGGGGAUGGUGUGCAAGCCCGCGAACUCGACCCACCUGACGGUUCUCAGAUGGAGGUGCGUGCAGAGGAAAGGGGGACUGAAAUGCGCGUGGAUACCGGUGCAGUAUCCCAUAAUCACAGACUGCAAAUGCUCCUGUUCGAGUUGAAAAAAUAAAGACUGAAAAUAAAUUAUAAGCUUAACAUUUUUGUGAUUCUUUCUCACGUGCACUACCGAGUGUAGGAAUGUAUUUUCUGUAUAUGCGGUGCCAUGCAGUUCUAUAUAGCUCCCUGUACAAAGUCAGUAUUAUUUUGUAACCAGAGUCUACUUUAUUUGUGGAGAGUAUUGGUUCUAUAUUUUGUAUUUAUGGAGAUAUGGCGCACAGAGCCACGUAAGGACAUGCUGCUUUGUUCCAUGUUUGGAUGAAGCAAAUCGACCUCAGAGUGGAUUAUUGACACUGCCAUGUAUCUGUGACGUGUUUUAUCCUGUAAAUUAAGGACAUGUGUUUAUUUAUUCUUUAUAUUCGUACAAUAAAACGACACUGAAACGA
Molecule: messenger RNA, 1527 nt
Organism: Notolabrus celidotus (New Zealand spotty)
Lineage: Eukaryota; Metazoa; Chordata; Actinopteri; Labriformes; Labridae
Gene: nog1
Product: noggin 1
Exons: 1
Coding region: 478-1146 (222 amino acids)
Biological process (GO): negative regulation of cell differentiation; negative regulation of BMP signaling pathway; osteoblast differentiation
Source: RefSeq, a predicted model, not a curated record